This is a messenger RNA of Plasmodium malariae, 1302 nucleotides long. Its product is annotated as conserved Plasmodium protein, unknown function. The transcript has 4 exons. The coding region runs from base 1 to 1302 and encodes 433 amino acids. Lineage: Eukaryota; Apicomplexa; Aconoidasida; Haemosporida; Plasmodiidae. The record is from RefSeq and is a predicted model, not a curated record.
AUGUGGAACUUUAUUAACUACAACAAUGACCAGGGAAACGACAAUGCAGCGAACAACAAUUUUACCCUUUGGAACAUAUUAGGAUAUGCGGUAAGAAGAAAAGAGAAAAAAGAAAAAAAAAAGGAUAAACAGAACGAAGAGGAAGAAAAUAAUGAAGAUAAUAAUAAUGCAAAAAGUGAGAAGCAUUCAGAUAAAGAACUCGUUGACGAAACAGUAGCUGAACUGGUAAAAGAACCCGUCGACGAAACUGCUUGGGAUACUGUGAAUGAUAGUGCUGAUGAUUCAGAAAAGGAAAAGGAAAAAAAAAAGGAAAAGGAAAAGGAAAAGGAAAAAAAAAAGGAAAAGGAAAGAAAAAAAGAAAUACACCUAAGUGCAGAAAAUAGAAAUAUAUCACCAUUUCUAAGUGACCUGAGCUCAUAUGCGGACUACUACCCAAGUGAUGAGGGUACAAAUAAAUACAAUUUAAACAUAAACAGUGAAAGUCUUCCUUCGAAUGAGAAAAGAGAAGUAGCUUUUUCCCAAGGGGUAGAAGUGGGAAUUGAGGAGAGAGAGGUAGAACCGGAAGGAGUAAUAGUAGAGGAUAACGUGGGAGUAGAAAAAGAUGUGCUAGAGAUAGACGAAUUUGGAGACAAGAACAAAGCGGGAGAAUCGCUGGAACAGCCACAGACGCGGGAAAAAGAGAAUUCUGUUUUUCCCUUGGCAAAUGAGUGGUUCUUCGAUAAAAUAAAGGAAAUGCUUGAACCGACAAUGAACCAAGAAAGUAUAGGGGAACUAAUAACAAACAAGUAUAACAGCUUCAAUGAAGCGAAUUCAGGAAUAUUUGACUUGAUAGAAAACUUAUUAGUACGUACAAGUACCCAGGAUAAAAUGGAUAUAAAUAAAAAACAAAAAAAUAAUUAUAUUUAUCAUCAUUACAAUUCAAUGGACUGCUCAAAUAAUGAUGAUUAUAAUUUUAUUAAUUAUUCUAUUUAUUGUAUUAAUAAAGAAUUAGCUACGAAUGUAGAACUAGAAGCAACUAAAAUGAUGAAGAUUUAUAAUCAUGCUUUUAAUAAUUUUAAAAAAGAUAUAAAUUUCAAGGAUGAUGUUUAUAAAGAUCUGGUAAACGACUGCGAAGAAUUCUCCACCUUAAUAAUAGUAGACGAAAAAGAUGAAAAAAAAAAAAAAAAAAAAAGAAUACCAAAACUUGACUUCAUACUUCUAAUAAAUAUUACUAGUGAAAAUUAUAAUAAUAUAAUCGAAUCGCACAGUGUGCAAACACCAAAAUUAAAUCUAGAAGAUAUUUUUAAAAUUAACGUAAAUUGA